UGGGACUGACAGAACCAGUUGGGUACAGAUAUCUCUUGGAUACAAACUGUAUAGGAAGAACAAACAAAUCACCUGAUGCAAAUAUUCAACUGAAAAAAAGAGAUAUGAAAAUGUUGAUCAUCUGACAUAUAACUUCUCUAAUAUGACGCUCUAUGCUAGAAGACAGGAAAGUGGGUGACAUAACAUUUUUAUAAAGGAAUUGAAGUGGUUCAAGGAAAUAGUAUGUGCUCUGGGUCGAUGUAAGCUGUUAUUAAAGAUAUCAAUUACAGUAUAUAGAAAGGCAAGACUUUUUGAAAGAGAAGCAACAUGGUUUCUAGAAAUGCAAGUCCUCUCUCACUAACAUAGAGUUCUUUUGUCAACUAGCAAGUGGAUAAUGGCAUACACUUCAACUUUUUUGAGCAAAGUUAGUAGUCGUGGGAAAAGAGGACAAUUCCUUACAAUCUGGUAACUGGUUAAAAAAACAGAAAGGAGGAGGAGUAAAUGGACAGUUAUUGCAAGGGAGAGGUUUAAGGAGUGGAUCUUGAAUGAUCUGCAUUAAGAUGUGAUUUUUUAAAACAUUGAUAAAUUAUCUGGGGUUUAGGGGGUGAGUAUUGAGGUGGCCAGGUUUGUUGACAAUACCAAAUUAUGUAGGCUGACUAUGCUGAUGCACAGUAGCACUGCUGUAAUUCAUGCAGGAAUGAGACAAAGUGCCACGUGAAUACAUGGGAGUACCAUUGUGGUGGCUGAACUACAACAGUGUGAACAUGUCCUUUGAGAUCAAUGGAAGUGAGCAUUUCCAGUUUCCUUGUAAAGGUCCAAUUGGCCCAGCCAUGAUUUGUCACCAGGGCUCUGAUGGGAUCCAUCAGAUAAAUACUUAAAAAUCUAACCCAUUUCUAACUUCAGAGGUCCAAGCUUUGAUUCUUACUUUGACCCCCUUGGACAACCAUUGUUUCUUGAGCAACUGGUGGGAAAUAUUUAGUGUACUAUACAGACAAAAGCUACAGGAUCACAGCUGUCGCGUGGUCAGCUCCAUAAAAGAGCAAGGGUAUUUUUGUCUGUAAUGAUUGCUUUUCUAAUUAUUUUAAGAUCUUUGAAAUGCCUCCUCCCUUACUUCUGAAAUACAUGCAUUUUAAAGGCCCUCCUACAUUAUGUGUGCAUGCUGGAUAUGACAAAAGAGCAAGGGAGCCAGCUGUUUGUAGGCUAAAGGAAAUGGAGUGACCUUCUUGGCUGCCUUCUCCAAAAGCAAAAAAGAAAAACUCCACUCACAGGAGACAAAACAAGCCUGGUGGAGUACGCUUGUUUCUUUUGAAUCUCUUGUUUCUCAUGGUCUGAAUACUGUCUUCAUCUUUGUUGUGAUACCAAAGUGUAACUAAAUGCAACUGGCACCAAAAAAACUUGUUCAUGACAGAGCUGCUGAUAGGAAACCACACAGAGGCAAGCAGUCAGCAAGGAGGUGCAGAAAGCAUUAAAAAUGGCAAGUGAGGUGUCCAGUUGCUAUCACUGCAUGGCUUCCUUAUGUGGAAAACGGUAUGCCAUGAAAGAGGAACAUCCUUACUGCGUGAAGUGCUAUGACAGCCUCUUUGCUAACUUCUGUGAAGAGUGUAAGAAGCCUAUCGAAUGCGACUCCAAGGAUCUUGCCUAUAAAGGCCUCCAUUGGCAUGAAGUGUGCUUCAAAUGUGCAAAGUGCCAAAAGUCUUUGGUAGAGAAGCCCUUUGCAGUCAAAGAUGAGCUCCUGUUGUGCACAGAGUGCUAUUCCAAUGAGUAUUCAUCCAAGUGUUUCCACUGCAAGAGAACCAUUAUGCCUGGUUCUCGUAAAAUGGAGUUUAAGGGAAACUUUUGGCAUGAAGCUUGUUUUGUUUGCCAACAUUGUCGGCAACCAUUAGGAACAAAGCCUUUGAUUACCAAGGAUGAUGACAAUUACUGCGUGCCCUGUUUUGAGAAGCAAUUUGCUCAGCAUUGUUACUCCUGCAAAAAGGUGAUAACUACUGGUGGUGUGACUUAUCAUGACCAGCCAUGGCACAAUGAAUGCUUCCUUUGUAGUGGAUGCAAGAAACAGCUUGCAGGACAACGGUUUAUUUCCAAAGAUGAACUUCCUUACUGCCUUGAGUGCUUCAGCAGCCAUUACGGAAAGAAAUGCACAGCCUGCACCAAACCCAUUACAGCUCUCGGGGGAGCCAAAUUUAUCUCGUUUGAGGAUCGCCACUGGCACAGUGACUGCUUCAAAUGUGGGAAAUGUUCCAGCUCCUUGGUGGGAAAAGGCUUCCUGGCCCAGCAGGGGAGAAUCCUUUGCUGCCUUUGUGGUAGCACCACAUAGUCAAGAGAUCCAUUGACUUCCUCUGAAAUUUCACCGCUAGGCCAUCAGAUGUCUGUCAACCAAGUAUAAUGGUUGUUUAGUUGCAUAAAUUGCUGUUCUAGCAUAGUAGUGUACCUUCUUUGUAACCACUUUAAAUAACCCUUGUUCUUGUUACGAAAACAGCUUCCAAUAUGUAUUAACCUGGAAGAGUUUGUUGUUUGUUUUCUUUUCCUUGGAGGAGAGUGCACUCUGCUGUUUGAAAUACAGGGAGGUACAGUUUUUCAACAGAGAUAUUGUCCUUAAAUUCUAAUAAAGAGAGGCUGUAAGGUAGUAUGGCUGAAGAAACAGAAAACAGGACUUUUCCAACAGCACAAUAUGCAUCUUUUCCUGGCACCACCUCUGUCCUUUUUAAACCGAUAGGUCAUCAACAAGCAUUGGGGGGUGGGCAGGCCAGAAAGGUGAAAGAACAGCACAGCAGAACAACAAAAAAGGGAAGUUUGCUACCUCUGGUGUUGUCUUUCUGCAUAAUAUCGCAAAAUCAACCCAUACCAAACUAGACGUCUCAUGGGAGUUCCAUGGUUGUAGCACCAACCUGGUGGAUGCCUUUGUCCUUUUCAAAAAUCUAGCAGAUGGAUGGACAUGUCAAGUUUUGUACUGGGAAUAGGGGAGAUGUACAACAGAAAGAGCUGUUGUGGAGUUGAAGGCUUUCAUGGCCGGCAUCCAUAUAUUUUUGUGGGAUUUCGGGCUAUGUGGCCAUGUUCUAGAAACCACUUGGUAAAAUGACACUAUCUACUGGAGGUCACAAAACUGUGCGAACUUUAGAAUGUUCUGGACUACCAAGCUGUUUUGGAGUGAGUGAGCUCCUGUACUAGUUUGAUUACACAGGCCUGAAAAACUGAGAGUCUUUGAUGUUUCUGUAUUGUGAUAUGUGACUGAAUAAUAUUAUCCUUCGAAGAAUUAUCCUGCAAAGAGUACAAAAGAGGUAAAAGUCGGUUAGAAGACUUUAAUUUGUUGAUAUGAAACAACAGAAAUCCCAUUC
Molecule: messenger RNA, 3311 nt
Organism: Sceloporus undulatus (fence lizard)
Lineage: Eukaryota; Metazoa; Chordata; Lepidosauria; Squamata; Phrynosomatidae
Gene: FHL5
Product: four and a half LIM domains 5
Exons: 7
Coding region: 1451-2293 (280 amino acids)
Biological process (GO): positive regulation of transcription by RNA polymerase II
Cellular component (GO): nucleus; Z disc
Molecular function (GO): transcription coactivator activity
Source: RefSeq, a predicted model, not a curated record